Molecule: messenger RNA, 1185 nt
Organism: Insectozyma verbasci
Lineage: Eukaryota; Fungi; Ascomycota; Pichiomycetes; Serinales; Debaryomycetaceae
Source: the annotation of a GenBank genome assembly
AUGAUUACACCACCAAAUAAUAUAAUAGAAUCAAUUAACAAGACUAUUAAUUAUGUUAAUAAGAAUGGUAUAACAUUCGAACAAAGAUUAUUAAAGAAUAAUCACAAUGGUCAAUUUGAUUUCUUAAAACUGGAUAAUGAAUAUUAUGAUUAUUAUCAACUGAAAUUGCUUGAAAAAAAUAAACAAGAUGAGAUACAACAAUCACCACCAAUUGAAAAACCAAAAGAAUUAGAAUUCCUAAUUGAUUUACCUAUUAUUUCAAACUAUGAUUUGAAUAUAAUUAAAGCAACUGCAUUAUAUAUUGCCAAAAAUGGAAAGAAUAAAAUACCAUCGCUUCUUAAACACAUAUCAUUUAAUAAAGCUCAAUAUGAAUUUCUUAAUACUAAUCAUUCAUUAAAUCCAAUAUUUGAAACUUAUAUCAAACAAUAUACUAAACUCAUUGACAUUUUUCAAAAUGAUGAAAAUGAAAAAAAAAACGAGAUUUUAUCGGAUUUUGAUGAUUUCGAUAUACUUGCCAAGUGUAAAAAUCGAUCAAAAUAUAUGAAAGCAAAUAAAGUAAAUGCAAAGAAAGAGAAAGAGAAUGAAAAGGAUAAAUUAUUAACAUUUGCAAGUAUUGAUUGGCAAGAUUUUAAUUUAGUCGCAAAGGUUGAAUUUGAUUCAAUUGAUAAAGUUAAAGAAUUGAAUGUUCCAUUGAUUCGAGAUCUGUUAAUUUCAAGAUCAUUAAUUUCAAAAUCAAAAGAUAUUGAACAACAACUACCGAAAUCAAAAGUUCAAAAGGAGGAGAAAGAAGAGAAACAAAAAGAUGAAAAAAGAGAGAAGAAAGAAGAGACAGUAGUUGUCACUGGUCCUUUUAAAGGUAUGAAAAUUAAAGCGGCUGGAUCAUCAAGAUUGAAAAAACAAAAAGAAGGUAAAGAUUUAAUUAAAUGUCCAAUUACUAAUAAAAUGAUUCCUGAAAAUGAAUUUGAUAAUCAUUUGAGAAUAUUAUUAAGAGAUCCAAGGUACAAGACAGAGCAAGAAAAUUAUAUAAAAAAGAAUUUUUCUUAUGGGUCCAAUAUUUCAACUGAUCAAGUUUAUGAAAAUAUUAAAAGAUUGGUAAAGAAAAGGCGUAUAAAUGAUGAUGAUGAAGAAGAUGAUGAAGAAAAAGAAGCUAACGAUGAAUCAAAUAAUAAAAAGAGACUAAUAUGA